Caenorhabditis angaria is the source of this 305-nucleotide messenger RNA. The record is from the annotation of a GenBank genome assembly. NCBI's taxonomy places the organism in Eukaryota, Metazoa, Nematoda, Chromadorea, Rhabditida, Rhabditidae.
AUGAAUGGAGCGAAUUAUAGCCAGCGACAAAGUUUCCCAGGUAAAUUUUAUGAUAUUUUAGUUCGGCAACACAAUUUUUCCGUUGGUUAAUUGAUAUUUUUGCAGGAAACGGCGUAGACAAGAGGGAUUCGAGGAUUCUCUAUGGAAAUGAGAAGAAGAAGAACGGCGAGAAGAAUUCAGAGGCUAUGGAAGAAAUUGGAGUGAAGCAGAGAAACAACAAAUGUCUCCGUCGCCGUCGCGACUUCUCAACAGAAGAGCAGCUCCAACAUGAAUAUUCAGAAGAUGGAAAAGCAUUUCGUUGCUGA